GUUUGCGGCGAUCCAGGGGACCCUCUCUAUUAUGAAUGUGAUGAACGUUCGAAGAGUUGUUCUGAUCUUCGUUGCUACUACCUAUUAUAGCUAUGCAUAGACAACAAGCCCAAUCAGAAUCGGAGCAGUAAAAAUCUCACCUCAUGUUUUGACGGUCGACUUUCGAGCAUGCAUGUCACAGUUCAUCAGUCCCACUUGAAGCACUCCCUGACACAUACCAGUACGGCACUUAGUUUUACCGUGUCAAAGCCCGAACCCUUUCGUUGUUCAGCUCCUUUAGAUGCCGCCAAAAGGCGGAUAGUUUAACCCCAUUCUAACGCUCACUAUGCCCUGUUUAGGACAAACCAAGGUGGCAUCUCCAACGAAUUUUUGUCCAACAAUCGGCCAGACUGACAAUGGACACCGAGAGUGCGCAACAUCAAGAAACAAAGUCCUGAGUAUUGACGAAUUUGCUGCAUACAACUUUAUUGUAGGGAAGGAAGACCCAUCAGAACCAGCAAAGGUGGAGGACGCAACGCACCUGCUGGAAACCCGAAGGCAGGGUUCCAUUCUGUUCGAAAUUCUUUUGGGUUGACACACAAUACAUGUACGAUUGACACCGUGUUGACGCCACGUUAUUUGACAAAAAAUCCCGAAAGGAAAAGAAACACAACACAACAGCUGCCAUCUAGUAGUUAUCUUUAGCCAGAGCUCCCUCUAUUCAUCAUGGCCAACACGGCUCGACCUCCCAGCUUGCCUCCCAAAGUCCCCUUGGCAUCCCACAAUCCGCCACUCGCCGAUCAUUUGACUCGAUCCACGGCAGCUUUAGCCGCCAUUGCCACGACGCCCACACAGCGAGUGGCAUCCUUCGGAAGCAAUGUCAGUGCAGCGAGUGAUUCUUCGCGAGAUGGUCUUCGACGAGAAAUUUCGCGGCGUCGGAGAUCCUUCACCAGCAGUGAAUUCAACUUUCUACAAGGCAUUGUCGCCAAUGGAACGGAAGUGGAAGUGCUGCUGGUCCAGCAAAAACUCAAUGACCCUUCCCUUGGGUUUGAUGCGCAAGAUGACGAAGAAAAUGUAGUAGGCAGCAACAGUAAGAGUGUCACGACAGCAUCGGAAGACGGUGUUCAUCCGGGAAAGGAGAGUGCUAGUGGAGACCGUACUCUCAGCAGUGGAUCCCUUAGCACACUCCAGCAACAACACCAGCAAACACGGCAGCAACAACAACCAAAGUCACCCCCCGUUGCGGACCUGGCGCACUUGCAGUUGCUAGAACCUACGCUGACCUUGUCUAUGGACAAUGGCAGUUUUGACGUGGAUGCUAGUAUCGAUACAUGUGCCACUGGUCAAGGCAAGCCACCUCCCACACCAAUUCCAAUGUCGCCUCAUCGUGAUCAAGCCACGCUGACCAUACCAAGCCAUGAAGAGCUGUAUCCAGAUAUUCGAAUGCUGAUUGCUAAUGGGGCUUCAGCUGACAAUAGGCAAAUGUCGUUGUCCGAGUUUGAAAAGACACCACUAGUGCAGAAUCUGAGACCUUCAAGGGACCUGGGAGGUGCAGCCCAUUUGCCCAUUCCGGCGAUUGACCAUCCACUCUUUCUCAACGACACUUUGGAGACGCCUGCAGCAAGCAAUACUACUGCUGGCCGUUCGACCUUGCGGCCUGCGGUUUUGAGCCGUCGAUCCAGCAAUCCAAUGGUGGAUCAACUGUGGGUAGCACACGAACAAGGGUUGGUAGUUACACCACAGCAAUCAACGAAACGAAUUCUUAUGCGGCGAGAACAAUCCUUGUCCGCCGCGUCGCCCCUUCGACGAUACUCUACUGUGUCGUCACAUCGAAGCAGUAGUAGCAGGAGUGGCGGCAUAUCGUUGUCCAACAGAGCCAACGCGGCCACUGCAGAUCCUUACGGGAGGUCUCUGCUGAAUCCUCAAGAGCUUCGCAAGAUCAAGCAACGGCACUCCCGAACUCAAAGCCACCAAAUUUCCACAGCAGAACUCCUAUCCUUUCACAUGCUUCCGCCAUGGCGACACUUGCACCAACAGGAUUACAGGGCAAUGGCCAUGGAAUUGCAAAACGCAUCCACCGAUAGCAGCACAACGAUCGAUACACAGGAUAUUACAAGCUUGCUUUUGCCGACGGACGAAGAAAUUUUUCGGCGAUCUCUUGCCGCCAAGCAGCAAACAACAACAACACCCCAGAAAUGGUCCGUCUCAGAACGUCCUCCACCACCACGGCCUUUUGCUGCGGCUGGUAGCACCAGCAACAAGGAACCACUUGUGACCAAGAGCAUCGGUGUCCUACCGACCGCCUCAAGUGGAGUUCCCGUGGCACCCAAUGGCAUGAGACGCAUGGUGUCCGAUGGUGGCGCGGCCGUCACUAGACGCCCUAGUGCCCUUCGACGCAUGACCUCGGAUAGUUCGCGCAAGUCUGUCUCGUUUCAGAUUCAGGACGAAUUGAAGAAGCAACUCGAGGCAACCGUGAACGAAGAAGGAACGUCACAUACUGCUUCAAUCUUGCCGUAUGUUGCAUCGGUAGGUUCCACUGAAAUGGAUGAAUCUGCUACUACGUUUGGUUCGGAGCAUCCGGUUGAAGAAGUGCUUAGAGAGGCCGACAACAAGCAGCGAGUCAGCGAUGUGAGCACUCUCUCGGUGAACAGUAUUCCUCAGUGGGGCCGUCGUGACAGUCAGGCUAGUAUUGCAUCCCUCAACCUUCAUCAGGCAAAGCCUAUUCGCCAGGACUCGAUUGGGUCAACAGUGGAAGGAUGGGAAGCCUCCAAAGCCUUUCAAGAGGGAUUGUCAACGCCUGUUGAAAUCCAGUACACUCCUUAUGGCAACAACAGUGCUGAACCGCUCCUCAUGCAUUUAGCAACUCGUCCUGUUCGCCCACUUCAACCCAACACCACUGCAGUCGAUGGAAUCGAGGCAUGCAAGUCUUUCCUGCGAGAUCUGGCGUCGAUACCGGUAGCGCCAACGCCUGAAGCAACCAACGUUUCACGAAACUGGGGUCGUCGGGAUAGCAAUGCGUCUCUCAACCUGCACCUAGCGAGACCCAUUCAGCAUGAAUCUAUAGCAUCUACGCGAAGUGGCGCAGAUGCUAUGGAGGCCUUUCAAAAGCAGUUUGAUGCACCAGCGUGGGGACGUCGAGACAGCAUGUGCAGCCUUGCGUCUUUGAAUCUGCAUUUGGCAGGUCCAAUACAGGAGUCCAUAUUCAAACGUCAAGAUUCCUUGGAUUCCGUAACUGUGGCUGAUGAGUCCGGUGCUGUGGAAGAAGCCUUUCGGCCCACCGGAUGGGCGAGACGAGAAAGUAUGAGUAGCAUUGCAUCUCUCAAUUUGCACCGAGCACACCCCAUUCGGCAGGAAUCGCUCAACAGGUUUGGGAGACGUGACAGCACAAAUAGCUUGGCGUCUCUCACAUUGCACAGAGCCCAUCCAAUGCGACGAGAUUCCAUGGCAUCCACCGCCGAAGGCACAGAUGCUCUCGAAGCAUUUCGAGAACAAGUCUCCACGGAGAGUUGGGGUCGACGGGACAGCACUAAUAGUGUCACUUCGCUUGCCCUACACAAAGCUCAUCCAAUCCGUCAGGAAUCGAUAAUUUCGAAUGCUGAAGGAUGGGAGGCUGCGGAAGCCCUUCAAAACGAAUUCCAGGCGGCGCCUGAUAUAUUGAAACCGUCAUGGGGACGUCAAGAGAGCAUGGGAAGUGUAGCAUCCCUGAAUCUUCACCACGCUCACCCAAUCUUGGCUGCAAACAGUGGUGCUGCCGCCAUUGAUGUUCUGCGGAACGUUGGGUCUGCCUUUUCUGAUGCCGACUUCGAAGCUUCUCUUCGCAGUAUCCCGCCAGGUCAACCUUUUGGUGAAGAAUCGAUCAUGUCAACUGCGUCAGGCAGGGUGGCGAGAGAAGCUCUUGAACAGACGAUCAAAGACGCAAACAACGAAACAUUAAGGGAAGCAUCAUCAGGCACCGCUUUGAGCUCGGUCAGUGACAUUGCCUCUUUGCAAAGGACGUCUUUGACCAGUAUUCCUUCAUUGCAUCCUGCUCGCCCGAUUCGGCAAGAUUCCAUCGCUUCCACUGCAACGGGGCGAGAAGCCAAGGAGUUGCUUCGUCAGCAGCUGUCGCCGGCUUCCAUCGUUGCGUCGCAAUGGGAAGGAAUUGUGUCACCCGAUGAAUGGGAAGACAAGAAGAUGGAGGAUGAAGAUAUGAUAAUAAAACCCAAAGGAGUGUCCCGUCCAGUUAUUGUUCGGCAUGCCAGUCAGAAUGAAUAUGACGAGGAAGGAAUGGAGGUUGCUCCCGCCGAGGACGAAAAAGAACCGCAAAUGAAGCUAAAAACUCAAAUUCUGGUACCGAACCACCCUUACAUGCCGAUUGACGUUCAAAGAGAAGAGUUGCCGGGGGAGGAGAAAAGUGAAAGGGUAGUGUCGCCCGAAGGGCGUCGCCGCCAGGACGGGUACCGUCAUUUCCCGAGUAGUCUGGUUUCAUUUGGGGGUGAAUCAAGAAAAAGCAUUGUUACCAUUGAAGCGAGCGCAUCCUUCGAUGAAAGCAAAAGCAUUGAUCGCAUCGAUCGCUACCGGGGGGUCUUUCGAGGAGAGCUCCCGCGUAGCAUAUCGGAAGACGAGCUCUCGACAUUGUUCCUGCCCCACUGCAAACCCAAGCCACUAUCGCGUGGACAAAGCGAUGCAACGAACUUUGCGGCAGACCUUACUAGCAAUUCCUGGGAACUGGAUACAGUCGUGGGAGAAUAUGACGCGUGGGAUGCCAUUCGAGACGAGUAUAUCAAUGGGUAUGGUGGUGGAGGGACGCUUCCUUUCCGAAUCUUGGGUACAAGUGCCAGAGAUGUCGAUGCAAUGCCGCACGUUCUAUCUCCACCAUUGAUGGAAAGUCUACAAUCCUUCUUCCCAACUUCGAAAACCCACGAUAACUUCUGGUUGAAGUAUUCUAUGGUUCGUGAUGGCGCAUCUCUGCAUACGCUGAUGCAACAUGCAAGAGGUGCCAAGUAUUCGGUCCUAGCUCUGGAGACCACGGACGGAGAAGUGUUCGGAGCGUUCACCGGAGAGCCCUGGCGUAAAACUUGGAACUACUUUGGCACCGGGGAAAGCUUCCUUUGGCGCAUGAGGAAUUCAAGAAAGACGAAGUGCCAUUCUAUCAUUGACCAGGCACAAAUGGAGAGUGAGAUAGAUGUCUACCCCUACACCGGUGCGAACCAGUGCAUUCAACUUUGUACGCACAAUAAGAUUGCUGUUGGGGGUGGUUCACCAGAGCACCCCUUGGAUGAGGAAAAACGUGACGACAACAAUGACGACGACAACAGCGCAGACAAACCAGAAGAAAUCCAAGAUUUUGAAUUUGGAUAUGGCCUGGCAAUGCAAAGUGAUCUCCUCCAUGGUACCAGCUCACCCUGUGUAACGUUUGGAAGCCCAUCACUCUCCAUGAUCCAUCGGGAUGGCUCACUUUUUGAGAUUACCAACAUGGAGCUCUGGACGCUAACUCCAUGCUGGAACGAAACUGAGGCCGAGAAGCUGGAGUUGGGGAGGAUGUUUCUGGAGCAGCCAUCUUUCAAUAAUGGAACGUUUGAAUGAUCACCAGCAACAACAAGCAAUGUAAUCCCACUUCCAUGAACUAUAGUGAGGACGAGCGUAAAGACUAAAUAUAUAAUAACUGCCAAUGUUGUAUUUUGUUG
Messenger RNA from Seminavis robusta, 5645 nucleotides. NCBI's taxonomy places the organism in Eukaryota, Bacillariophyta, Bacillariophyceae, Naviculales, Naviculaceae. The record is from the annotation of a GenBank genome assembly.